UUGCGACCUGACACGAGCUUAAUAAUGCCACCCGGGGAUCUUGAUUUUAUAUGUUCGGAGGCUGGCGAAGUCGUAUUGUAACCCAGGGGACUGACUGAAUAAUUGCUUAAAAUUUGUAUGUAGUUAUUCGACACAUAUCCUUCUACGUCACAAAGCGUAAAGCAAUCCAGCAGAGCUCGUCAUAGGAGCUCAGAGGAUCGAUGAAUUCGCCCCGUUAGGCCCAGUGGCACCCAGUCGCCGCAUGUACUCGCUCCAGUAGUAUGCGUUGUGGCUUUAUCAGAUAGCAGCUGCACCGAAUUGCUCCAUGCCAUCAUGUAAAACUGUGCCGCGAGUAAAGCUCAUCUCGAGUACCUCACAGGCGACAUGCUUGAGCGGGGUACCUUACGCGAGUACUGCUCGUGAUCAAACAUCGCGUCAUACAGUUGCUGAUAGAGAUAGACAAUCCGCAAGAGUAGCAUCUGCUCUCGCUGUCUUCGGCCGUCCUCGCACUGGUCCUGCCUUAUGCCCAGGGUCCGGCUCGCCUUUUAUCAGCCGACAGUGGAAAUAAAUACUUAGUGGCAGCAGGUACAGUUCUCAACACCCCGCCCUGUCUCACCACAGGGCUAGUGCAGAGGAAAUCAUUCUAUUCCUUCUACAGGUCCGACCUCAGAGCUGUUUCGGUACAGGACAUGGUAUUCAGAAGGGGGGCCGGUUGUCUAAGGCUUGCGUCGCCCAUGAUCAUCUUCUUGAUUUUGGCCUGUUCCAGUACCAGCUAAUCUAAUCCGGCUGCGGUUCAAUCAUUGUAACUGGCAGAAUGAGUCGGCUACAUUUGGAGUGGCAGGUCCUACCGGAUGUCCAUGGCCGAGUGAAAUCACCUGAUGAACGCAGAUCGAAACUUUGCGGUUCUCAUCCGUCGAACGUCAUCUCGGUACUGGAUAUUUUGAGCUAUCUUUGCCACAACACGAUGGCAUUCCAAAAAUGAAAGUACAGAGCGCGGGAGAUUGAGUGAGUGUGAGGGAAGACAACAUUUCUCUGGACUAAGGCAGAAGACACUCAGAUUUAGAGCUUCUGGAGCUUUCGGAGAAAAGUAAAGGUCUGAACUUGAUAUAUCACUUGUGGAUGGGAGGUUUACACGCAGACGUUCAGCAUUUAUUUCUGCCAAAUUCGUCAAACAGAAGUGCUUUUGGUACCUGCUGGCUUCUCAUAUAUACAGAUAAGCUAGAUACAAGCGCACUAGAGUCACGCACUUCCUACAAGCUUUGGAAUCGACAAUGAUGAUCACUGUCACCGAAACACCAGGUUCUGGUCAAAUCACUCCACCGUAGUCACGAUUAUCAAGACUUUUAGGAAACGGAGAAGCUGCGAUAAAGAUCAAUAGUGCUAGACAGAGCUUUCACAUUAUUUAUCUAUAAAUUUGUAAAAAACAGCAUACGUUGAGUCAACUUUCACCAUAAAACCAACCCAAAGUACCGGACUAGCGGUUUGUUGAUCUUUCACGUGUGAUUACAAAGGACGUUCACUCGUAAAAUGUGACACCUUCAACUUUCUAACAUGGGAGUUGAACCGUUGUCUAGAGAAGUAGAAAGGUGCAUCUGCUGAUGUCUGCAAUUCCUACACUAGUUGCCAUGAAAUUCAAAAUACUGCCUAUGCUCACUGCAAGCACUACUACUAGUCUUGUCGAUGUCAAGACGCAAG
Marchantia polymorpha subsp. ruderalis is the source of this 1674-nucleotide messenger RNA. Lineage: Eukaryota; Viridiplantae; Streptophyta; Marchantiopsida; Marchantiales; Marchantiaceae. The record is from the annotation of a GenBank genome assembly.